AUGCAAGCUGCAUCUUAUAUUCUCAAAACUAUUGAAACAAGUCUGUAUGAGGAAUAUAUAACCAGCCCUUUGGAAACUUCUCUUUAUCUUUUGGAGGCUCACUCCAAAUGGAUAUCAUUUUCUAGCACUUUCCUAAGGCUUUUGACAAUAAUGAAUUCUGGGACUGUUACUGUUUUUAUUAAAUUGGCCUAUAUAGGAAAUUUGACUAAAAAUAUCAAAGCGAUUUUCUGGGAUAAAGUGUCUUCAGCUCAAAUCCUCGCACUUUCUCUUCCUCUUCACAAAAGCCCAGAUUUGCUCAAUUGGGUCCAGUUCUGGUGA
Molecule: messenger RNA, 318 nt
Organism: Phycomyces blakesleeanus NRRL 1555(-)
Lineage: Eukaryota; Fungi; Mucoromycota; Mucoromycetes; Mucorales; Phycomycetaceae
Exons: 4
Coding region: 1-318 (105 amino acids)
Source: RefSeq, a predicted model, not a curated record